AUGGCAGAAAUAAGUGAAAAAUACAAUACAAAAUGUCCUGGUGUGAAACGUCUUAUGAGAGAGGCCAUGGAGCUAGCGGAGGCUACAGAGGAAUAUUGUGCUCGUCCUUUAGAAGAUAACUUGUUUGAAUGGCAUUUCACCGUACAAGGUCCUAAAGGUACAGAUUUCGAAGGUGGUAUCUACCAUGGUAGAAUAUUAUUGCCUAAAGAAUAUCCUAUGCACCCGCCUCAUAUAAUACUUUUAACGCCAAACGGAAGAUUCGAAGUCAACAAAAAGAUUUGUUUAUCGAUUUCUGGUCAUCACCCCGAGACUUGGCAACCAUCCUGGUCAAUAAGAACUGCUUUAUUGGCUUUGAUUGCUUUUAUGCCAACUCCAGCUGAGGGUACUAUUGGCUCGCUCGACUAUUCGCCUGCAGAGCGUAAAAUACUUGCGAAGAAGUCUGUAACUUGGGUAUGUCCACAAUGUGGUGAAAUAUCUGCUCUAUUGUCAUCAACAGCAGCAAAGCCAAUUACUGAGGAAGAAAAGUCAGUGUUAAAUCAAAUUGCUUUCAAAGCAGAAGAGGAACAGACUGCUAAGCCCCCAGAAGAACCUGUUAUUGAGCCAGAACCUCAAGUGUUGGAGUCAUCUGAACCUACUAAUAGCUUUUUGGAUCAGCUCACUGAAAUACUGGUUGCUCUGUUGGUGGGAGCCAUUGGUAUUUUCAUUUACAGACGCUGGAAUGCACACUACCCUGCUUCCGAGACAGAGCUGUAA
Messenger RNA from Spodoptera littoralis (African cotton leafworm), 753 nucleotides. Lineage: Eukaryota; Metazoa; Arthropoda; Insecta; Lepidoptera; Noctuidae. The record is from the annotation of a GenBank genome assembly.